CUUUCCGGUGACGUCACAAUACACACACACAAAAGUUACAUCGAGUUGUCGUUUUUUGUUGGUGAUGAUGAUUAUAAAUAUCGACGACUUUUAUUAGAUAUUUGGAUGAAACAAUUACAGAUCAAGUUAACUUCAAUGGAUGAUCAACAAGAAACGGGUCGCAAACUGAGAGUUAAAGAACGGAAACAUUACACUGAUGAUUGCCUUCAAGAUGAAGAUAUUGAAGGUAAAAGAUUAUUUUCUGUUGAAGAAAAACUGAAUAGUGAACAAUUUGGAAAUUAUUUUGUUAAAGAAUUAAAAGGAGAAGAAUUCAGCUUGAAGUAUUUUCAAGAAUAUGGAUUCGAGUAUCCUAUAUUAUUUAAAGAUAAAUCUGGCUUAGGAAUGCGAAUGCCAAGUAAUAAUUUUACUGUAAAUGAUGUUAGACAAUGUGUUGGGAGCCGUCGAAUAUUAGAUGUAAUGGAUGUUACAACACAAAAAGAUACAGAAAUGACAAUGAAAGAAUGGUGCCAAUAUUUUGAAGAUCCUAAGCGAGAGAGGCUGUUAAAUGUUAUAAGUUUAGAGUUUAGUCAUACUCGACUUGAACAUUAUGUGGAAUCGCCAACAGUUGUACGACAAGUAGAUUGGGUUGAUUUAGUAUGGCCUCGUCAUUUGAAGGAAAGUCAAAUAAAAGGAACAAAUGAUAUUGAAGAUAUGAAAUAUCCAAAAGUUCAAAAAACUAAUUUAGGAUUUGCUCCAUGUGAAAGGGGAGUUAAGGUCUUUUGGUUAAUACCACCAACAGAACAUAAUAUUCAAUUAUAUGAACAGUGGGUUCUUUCUGGAAAACAGGGUGAUGUUUUCUUUGGUGAUACCGUUGAAAAAUGUGCAAGAAUACAUUUAUAUGAUGGCUACACAUUUUUUAUUCCUACUGGCUGGAUACAUGCUGUUUUUACACCAGAAGAUAGUUUAGUAUUUGGUGGUAAUUUCCUACAUAGUUUUGGAAUUAAGAAGCAACUACGUAUUGCACAAGUGGAAGAUAUUACCCAUGUGCCUCCAAAAUUUCGCUAUCCAUUUUAUACAGAAAUAUUAUGGUAUGUUUUGCAACGUUAUGUAAAUUGUGUCAAAGGUAAAAAUCAUUUAACAUGCAACGAAGAGGGUGAUCCAGUCAAAUUAGAUGCAGUUCAACCUAAUGGAACAAUUUCUGAAGAAAAUAAGCAAUCUAAUAGUGAAAAUACAAGAAAACAAUCUGUACAUCUAACUAGAUUGGAAAUUGAAGGAUUACAUGCAAUAAAGGUGUGGCUUCAGAGUCUCCCUCAGAAUAAGAAAAGUAUUCCAGAUCUUAUUUAUAAUUAUGAAGCACUAAUUGCUGAUGUUGAGAGUCUGAUUCGAGAACAUAUUAAUGAUGAUUGUAGACUAGCUAUUACCGGAAAACCUGUUUUAUUUUGGAUUGAAUCAAAGAAACCAAGAAAACAACGAAAUAGUCAUCCUUAUCUUUCAAAACCUACAAAAGCUUUAAGUAAUAAAGCAGGUGGACCUCGUCACAGGAGAACACGAUGUAAAAAAUGUGAAGCUUGUCGUCGAAAUGACUGUGGAGAAUGUACUUUCUGUAAAGACAUGAGAAAAUAUGGAGGUCCUGGCAGAAUGAAACAGUCUUGCAUAAGUAGGCAGUGUAUGGCUCCAAUGUUACCACAUCCUGCAUGUUGCAUAUUAUGUGGACAAAAUGGUUAUGAUAAAAAUGAUGAUUCUGAAGAACAAACAUGUAAUUUAAUGGAAUGUUCUGAAUGUUGGGAAAUUGUCCAUCCAUCUUGUCUUCAAGAAAAAAUGCCUGAUUUACCAGAAGGAAUAAUUAACGAUGAUCUACCAAAUAGUUGGGAGUGUCCGAAAUGUUGUGGUCAUGGAAAACCAGAAGAUAUAAAGCCAAGACAAAUUAAACCAUUACGACAAAAGUUACAAAUAUGCAAUGAAGCAAAAGAUUCAGCAAUAUCUGCUUCUCCACCUGUGCCUAAAUCUGUAGCCACAUCAACAUCAUCACCUGCAUUGUCACCUUUAUCUGUUCCUUUAUCUUUAUCAAGUUUAUUAUCAUCUCCAAAUCAAGUAUAUGGAAUAGCUGCAACAGAAAUAAAAAGUGAUAAUGAGCCUCCUACAAAAAAGCCCAAAUUAGAUAAUUCAAAUAUUCAAGAAAUAAGAAAUAAUGUUUCACCAGUUGCAAUACCUGAACUAACAAUAGAUAAUAUGUUUAGUGAGAAAACAAAAGAAUCUAUAGAAGAUGUAUUAGAAGAAAAGACUAUUAAAACUUUUAACACACCAUUAUUUAGUAGUGUUAUGGAAACUACAAUGCCUUCUCCAAAUAAAGAUAUGAACAAAGAGAAGACUAAUAUACAGACUGCAAUUGGUAGGACACCGGAUAUUGUUAUGAGACAGCAUCGUUCUGAAAUUAGCUACCCUCCAAGAGUUACAACUAGGAAACAUAAAGAAAGCACCCGGGAAAGGCUUGUUAGAAGUAUGAAAGGUUUAAGGAAAAGUUCAGAACUGCAUAUUAGUAGAACUAAAUCAUCAAUUGAUAGAAGCAACAAGCCUUCAGUUUCUAACACUACAGUAUUGUCAAAAUGCACUGUGAAAGUAGAAAAAGUUGAUGUUCAGAGAUUAAUGAAAAAAACCGAACAAGGAGGAUUGAUAGACACUGCAAACAAAGAAGUUGGAAAAGAAACACCAAUAGCUACUGUUUCACAAACACCACAAACAUCUGAAAGUCCAGCUUUUUGUGAUGAGAGGAUAAACUUACAAUCACAGAAAUUUUCCACUAUGUUGAGAGAUCGAUCUAACCUACAAAAAUCUAAAUGUUUAGAUUGUGUUUCUUGUUUAUCAACAAAAUGUGAAACUGAACAUAUGAGGACAGAACAAGAAAAUUUAGCUUUAGAAAAAGAAGUUAUCUUUCCAGUUUUUCGUUACCUCACUCAUACGGAUUUGUUUAUUUGUCAGCUUGUUUGUAAAACUUGGAGUCGCUGGGCUAUUGAUCCGAAACUUUGGACUCGUAUGAAUGUGUCUCGCCGUCGAGUUACCAUCAAUGGACUUUUGGGGAUUACCAGAAGACAGCCAUUGUCUUUAAAUCUUAGUUGGACAAAUAUUACUUUCAAGCAGUUGUCUUGGUUAAUAGCUAGAUUGCCUCAGUUGAAGGAACUGUUGUUGUCUGGUUGUUCAUCAACAGUUAUUACUGCUCUCUGUAGUUGUAAUUGCCCAUUGUUACGUUACUUGGAUCUGAGGUGGAUUGAUGGAUUGACCGAUUCAAUGAUCCGUGAUCUCGUAUCACCUCCAAAGGACUCAAGACCUGGUUUUGUGGAAACUAGAACACGUUUGAGGCAUCUUGCUGAAAUCCGUCUGUCCGGAACUGAUAUCUCUGAUGUCUCUGUGCGUCUUCUAGCUCAUCACUUGCCACUAUUGAGUCGUUUAGAUCUCAGUCAUUGCCAUCAGAUAACAGAUAUGGGAAUAGCCGUACUUGGAGCAGCCAAAGCAUCGAGAUUAUCUUCUCUCGACGUAUCAUCUUGUUCUAAUAUAACCGACACUAGUCUAGAAGCUCUCAGACGUUGCACUAGUUUAACUUUUCUUGAUUUACGAGAUUGUGGCCAAGUUUCAGAAUUAGCCUGUUCCAAGUUUGUCAGACAGAACAAUUUUAUGCUCACGGUGCGAGAUGGAAAACUCUUGCAGAAACAAACUUAAUUAAUUACUAGCAGUUGAGAAUAUUAGUGGGAAAUGAAAAGUUGUUACAGUUAUCAAACUGCAUAAUAAGUUGCAAUAUCUUGUUCAAAAACUAAAACGUACAAUGGACGACAUAUAAAUAAUAAUUGUACCUGUUACACCAUUUUUUAAUAUCUAUGAUACUGUUAGGAGAUGGGCUAUUUGUUUGCCUAGCCUACAUACUACAUAAUGGAAAUGGAAUUAAAUAUAUUCAAGUGAUUAUUCUUAAUGCCUACCAAAAAUAUGAAACUCAAAUAACUUUCUGUUCGAAACUAAGGAAGGGAAGUUGUCGGAACAAUCUAUUCAUCCCAUAAAAUCACUAAACAGUGUUCAUCAAUAUAUUUAAAUAUUCCAGCAUUCAAACUAGAAGCAAUGUGUCAUUUCAGAGCUAUAUCAUUCCCUUCAUCUUAAACUACAGCAUAAAUUGAUUUUUGCAAUGUUAGAUACAAACUGUGGUUAUUGUCUUAAAUUUGUUUUUCAUCAGGAGUUUUAAGUGAAGUCUUCAAUUCUUGUUCCCAAAUUGUAAAUGUUAUUUUAGAAUAAUCGAUAGUAGUUCAAUUUCCAUUUAUCGGUCAUCACUGUAAGACCAGAAUACGAAUCAUCAAAAACCUUGGGAUAAUUUUAGGCAUCACUGUGAUAUGUCCCAAGCAAAUACAUGAUACGUUUACUGUUUUCCUACUAAAAGAUAUAUGUAGCUUUUAUCUUCAAGAGAAUACUUUUAUUUGUAUGAGAAUUUUUUCUUUUAUCUAUUUCUAUUUCAUUAAGCAAGAAAUUUUAUCCUUUGAAAUUAAAUCAUGCAAAACUAAUUCAUUCAGUUUACGGCAUAUUUUCAUCUAAUAUCGCUUUUCUUUUAUUUCAUCAUUGUACAAAUAAUAAUUUAUAGAAAUUUUCUUUGGCAAAUGAAAGUGUUUGUGUUUUACUGAGCAAUAGUUUGAAUAUUAUGGUGUUUUAUGUGACAAUUGCAAUAUUUAGAUUAUUAAGUAAUUUAAUUUUUAAUUUUCAAAAUCACUUGUUAUAGAAACUAUAAGUUGUUUGAAUUAUUUAAAUAUUCACGAAUAAUGCAAUCUAUUUUGUGUUCUAGAUAUGUAAUUAAAAUUUUUAUCCUGAAUUUUUGUUUUUGUUCCAUAUAUUUGUUUAUUCAAAGUUUGGAACAUUUGCAAAUUAUCCUACUCAUAUUUCUGUGAAUAUUACAAAAAUUACAAUUUAAAAAAUAUAUAUAUAUUUCUUUUUAACCUAAUUUAAAAUUUGCAAUUUGUUUUUAUGACAUUUGUGUGUUUAAAUAUUAAUUUAUCAUGUAGAAAUAUAUAUAUGCUGAAAGUGAAAAUGUUAUUGCCACGAACUGAUUAUUUGUAUUUCAUCUAAGCCAUAAGAAACCAAGAUAAAGAAAACAACAUUUUCAGUGUUUUCAUCGAAAACUAUGAAAUGGCAAAUACCAAAGUUGUAGAGUUUGUUUUGUUCUAUUAGCUCAUUAUUCUUUCAUAAAUGUAAUUAAUAUUUUGAAAAUUUGUAUAUUUUGUUCAUAUAAACACCUAAAAAUGAUUAAAUAUUAAAGGUGAAUAAAUGCGUAUUUAUAAUUACUA
Centruroides sculpturatus (bark scorpion) is the source of this 5288-nucleotide messenger RNA. RefSeq names its product lysine-specific demethylase 2A-like. Bases 106 to 3690 code for a protein of 1194 amino acids. The transcript has 18 exons. The record is from RefSeq and is a predicted model, not a curated record. Gene Ontology annotation, molecular function: DNA binding; protein binding; transcription coregulator activity. Gene Ontology annotation, biological process: protein demethylation; regulation of transcription by RNA polymerase II. Lineage: Eukaryota; Metazoa; Arthropoda; Arachnida; Scorpiones; Buthidae.